AUGGCUCAUCACGAAGAUGGAAAGGAAGUUGUCGACGAGGGCUUGGACAUCUCAACGCACCGCCCGUUUUCUACCGUCAUGGAAGAUGAUGAGAGGAGUAAAUCACCAAUAGAGAGAGACCCACGCGAAACACACUCGAGAGAUUCCGACAAUGACGCCAGCACUUUCCCCUCGGCUCUGAGUCGCACCAAUACAUACGACGAAGAAUCAAUGGAGCAAGAGGACAAGACCGAGCUCAAACGAAUUGCAACUGCGCUUUCUCGCCGGCAAUCCCAAGUUGCAGCGCCUGCUCGCCGUCAAUCAACGGGUCUUGGCACUGUUGACGAGUAUGAUGCCACUCUUGAUCCUGACCGUCGCGAAUUCGAUCUUUCGAAAUGGUUGCUUCGAUUCAUCCGCGAACUCAACGAAAAGGGUCUCGCAGACCGGCAAAUAGGUGUCUCGUUUCGAAACCUUGACGUUUUCGGUUCUGGUAGUGCAAUUCAGCUUCAAAAUACUGUAGGCUCUGUUCUCACCGCACCACUGAGGCUUGGAGAGUUCUUUAGCUUUGGCAAAAAGGAGCCAAAGCAUAUUCUUCACAACUUCAAUGGACUCGUUAAGAGUGGAGAGCUCUUAGUUGUACUGGGACGCCCAGGUUCUGGCUGUAGCACGCUCCUGAAAUCGAUUUGUGGCGAGUUACAUGGUCUGAACAUUGGAGAGAAGUCGGCCAUCAGCUACAACGGCAUCCCGCAAAAGCAGAUGAAGAAGGAAUUCAGAGGUGAAGCAAUUUACAAUCAAGAGGUCGACAGACACUUUCCUCACCUUACUGUUGGGCAGACCCUUGAAUUCGCCGCCUCAGUUCGAACGCCAUCCCACCGAGCCCAUAACAUGCCUCGCGCUGAAUACUGUCGCUAUAUCGCCAAAGUAGUCAUGGCGGCAUUUGGCCUCUCGCACACCUACAAUACCAAAGUUGGCGAUGACUUCAUUCGCGGCGUAUCUGGAGGUGAAAGAAAGCGCGUCAGUAUUGCAGAGAUGGUUCUGGCUGGAUCACCAUUUUCGGCUUGGGAUAACAGCACUCGAGGUCUCGACUCAGCAACAGCGUUCAAAUUCGUCAAAGCACUUCGAAAUGCUGCUGAUCUGGGCAAUCUUGCGAAUGCCGUUGCCAUCUACCAGGCCAGUCAAGCCAUCUACGAUCUUUUCGACAAAGCGACCGUAUUAUACGACGGCCGUCAGAUCUACUUUGGACCAGCGAGCAAAGCAAAGGCCUAUUUCGAGAGACAGGGCUGGUACUGCCCCCCACGCCAAACCACCGGCGAUUUCUUGACUUCUGUUACCAACCCGGUGGAGCGUCAAGCUCGUCAGGGAAUGGAGAUGAAAGUACCCCGAACUCCAGAAGACUUUGAGCGGCUUUGGCUAGAAUCGCCUGAGUUCCGCGCUCUGCAGAAAGAUCUCGAUCGGUACGAAGAGCAAUUUGGCGGCGAGCGCCAAGGCGAGAGUCUUGCGCAUUUCCGCCAACAGAAGAACUUGAGGCAGGCUAAGAGAAUGCGACCCAAGUCGCCGUACAUCAUCAGCAUCCCAAUGCAAGUCAAGUUCAAUACCAAACGAGCCUAUCAGCGCAUAUGGAAUGAUAUCUACGCAACAAUGGCAUCCACCGUGGUCCAAAUCGUCAUGGCUCUCAUCAUCGGCUCCAUAUUCUUCGACACCCCUAAUAAUACAGACGGAUUCUACGCCAAAGGUUCACGACCAAUUGUUGAAAAACAUGCUUCGUAUGCAUUCUAUCAUCCGGCCACCGAAGCAGCUGCGGGUAUCGCUGCCGAUAUCCCCAUCAAGUUCAUCACUGCCUCGGUCUUCAACAUUAUCCUCUAUUUCAUGUCUGGCUUGAGGAGAACGCCAUCGCAGUUCUUCAUCUAUUAUCUUAUUGGUUAUGUCUCCAUAUUCGUCAUGAGUGCCAUUUUCAGAACGAUGGCUGCAAUCACCAGGACAGUUUCGCAGGCCAUGUCGCUUGCUGGAAUUUUAGUCCUCGCGCUUGUCAUUUAUACGGGAUUUACCAUUACGGUACCAACAAUGCAUCCUUGGUUCAGCUGGAUUAGAUGGAUCAACCCCAUUUACUACGCCUUUGAAAUUCUGGUCGCAAACGAAUUCCAUGGUCAGGAUUUCCCUUGCGGUAGUAGUUUUGUGCCACCGUAUAACCCGACUGUCGGCGAUUCUUUCAUCUGCCCCGUUGCAGGCGCUGUUGCGGGUAGCACGACCGUCAGUGGCGACGCCUUCAUUGCGACCAACUAUGAGUAUUAUUAUUCUCACGUGUGGCGUAACUUUGGUAUUUUGAUGGGCUUUCUCUUCUUCUUCAUGGCCGUGUAUUUUAUUGCUACGGAACUGAACUCGUCAACCUCAAGCACUGCCGAAGCUCUUGUUUUCCGGAGAGGCCACGUCCCUGCCCACAUUAUGAAGGGCGAAAGCGGUCCUGCUAGAACCGAUGAUGGGGUUGAUGAGAAAGGUCUCCAUGUUGUCAAUACUAACGCCAAUAUUAACGGACUGGAGCCUCAGACGGAUCUUUUCACAUGGAGAAAUGUUGUUUACGACAUCAAGAUUAAGAGCGAAGACCGCAGACUUCUGGAUCAUGUCUCGGGUUGGGUUAAGCCAGGCACAUUGACUGCACUCAUGGGUGUUAGUGGCGCAGGAAAGACGACUCUCCUCGAUGUGCUCGCUCAGCGAACUACCAUGGGCGUUAUUACCGGCGAUAUGCUUGUCAAUGGCAGGCCGCGAGAUCUUAGCUUCCAAAGGAAAACGGGCUAUGUCCAACAACAGGAUCUGCAUCUGGAAACUGCUACUGUCCGCGAGAGUUUGCGGUUCAGUGCCAUGCUGCGCCAGCCCAAAUCUGUCCCCAAGGCCGAGAAAUACGCAUUCGUUGAAGAAGUCAUCAAGAUGCUCAACAUGGAGGAGUUCGCCAAUGCCGUUGUCGGUGUUCCGGGCGAAGGUCUCAACGUGGAACAGCGAAAGCUCCUUACUAUUGGAGUAGAACUCGCAGCUAAGCCGAAGCUACUGCUCUUUCUCGACGAACCUACCAGUGGUCUCGACUCUCAGAGUUCUGCGAUCCUAUUCCAGACUUUUGAUCGCUUGCUUUUCUUAGCCAAGGGCGGGAAGACGGUGUAUUUUGGUAAUAUUGGUGACAACUCCCAUACGCUUUUGAACUACUUUGAGGAACACGGAGCUCGCAAAUGCGGCGAUGAAGAGAACCCAGCCGAGUACAUGCUCGAAAUUGUAAACAACGGAGUUAAUGACAAGGGUGAAGAUUGGCCCUCGGUGUGGAAGUCUAGCUCUGAGUUCGAGGCAGUCCAAACAGAACUUGAUCGCCUCCACGAAGAGAAGCUAGCUGAGGGCUCGAAUGUAGAAGAUGCGUCUUCCCAAUCGGAGUUUGCCACGCCUUUCGCAACUCAGCUUUGGGAAGUCACCUACCGAAUCUUUCAACAGUAUUGGCGUUUACCCAGCUACAUCUUCGCCAAGUUUUUGCUCGGUAUUGCUGCAGGCCUGUUCAUUGGGUUUUCGUUUUUCAACGCCAAUUCGUCGUUGGCGGGAAUGCAGAAUGUGAUUUUCUCUGUCUUCAUGGUUACCACCAUAUUUUCCACCAUUGUGCAGCAGAUUCAACCCCUUUUUGUCACCCAGAGAUCGUUGUACGAGGUCCGAGAGCGCCCAAGCAAAGCUUACUCGUGGAAGGCUUUCAUUCUUGCAAACGUAUUCGUCGAGAUACCGUAUCAGAUCAUCAUGGGCAUCCUAGUCUUCGCCUGCUUCUACUACCCCGUUGUCGGCAUCCAGAGUUCCAUCCGGCAGAUUCUAGUCCUCUUGUUCAUCAUGCAGCUCUUCAUCUUCGCAAGCUCGUUCGCUCACAUGAUUAUUGUGGCUAUGCCGGAUGCGCAGACGGCUUCCGCCAUUGUAACCUUCCUGGUCUUGAUGAGCACGCUCUUCAACGGAGUGUUGCAGGUGCCUAGUGCGCUCCCGGGGUUCUGGCUAUUUAUGUGGCGUGUCUCAGUCUUUACCUACUGGGUUGCGGGUAUCGUUGCAACGGAGCUGCACGGACGACAAAUUAUUUGUUCCCAGAGCGAGUUGUCCAUCUUCAACCCGCCCUCCGGCCAGACUUGCGGCGAGUACCUGGCACCGUUCCUCCAGCAGGCACCAGGACAACUGCAGAAUCCUUCGUCCACAACUCAGUGUGCAUACUGCCAGCUUAGCAAUGCGGACCAAUAUCUUGCCGGGUCAGAGAUCUUCUGGAGCGACAGAUGGCGCAACUACGGCAUUGUUUGGGCGUAUAUUGUCUUCAACAUCUUCACGGCCAUUACCCUGUACUAUCUCUUCCGGGUCAAGAAAUGGAACAACCUUCACUUCCGACUUCCUUGGAAAAAGGCCUCCAAGCAGUAA
This is a messenger RNA of Trichoderma breve, 4386 nucleotides long. RefSeq names its product ABC-2 type transporter domain-containing protein. The transcript is spliced from 7 exons. Lineage: Eukaryota; Fungi; Ascomycota; Sordariomycetes; Hypocreales; Hypocreaceae. The coding region runs from base 1 to 4386 and encodes 1461 amino acids. Gene Ontology annotation, cellular component: membrane. Gene Ontology annotation, biological process: transmembrane transport. The record is from RefSeq and is a predicted model, not a curated record. Gene Ontology annotation, molecular function: ATP hydrolysis activity; ATP binding; ABC-type transporter activity.